This is a messenger RNA of Verticillium nonalfalfae, 4107 nucleotides long. RefSeq lists its product as uncharacterized. Gene Ontology annotation, cellular component: nucleus. The coding region runs from base 1 to 4107 and encodes 1368 amino acids. Gene Ontology annotation, molecular function: DNA binding; 5'-flap endonuclease activity; zinc ion binding. Lineage: Eukaryota; Fungi; Ascomycota; Sordariomycetes; Glomerellales; Plectosphaerellaceae. The record is from RefSeq and is a predicted model, not a curated record. The transcript is spliced from 6 exons. Gene Ontology annotation, biological process: DNA recombination; mismatch repair; DNA double-strand break processing.
AUGGGCGUCUCUGGACUACUUCCCUUGCUCAAGUCAAUCCACAAACCAACUGAAUUGAAGAAGCUCGCCGGCGAGACGCUUGGUGUCGAUGCCUAUGGCUGGCUUCAUCGUGGGGCCAUCGCCUGUGCCCUCGAGCUUGCCCAAGGCAAGCCCACCCGCAAAUAUGUCGACUUCGCCAUGCACCGUGUACGAAUGCUGCGCCAUUUCGGCGUCACGCCUUAUCUUGUCUUCGACGGCGACUUCCUCCCCAGCAAAGCGAUGACUGAAGGCUCUCGUGCCAAACGCAGAGACGACAGCAAGAAGAUGGGAAUGGAACUGCUGAAAGCCGGCAAAAAUUCACAGGCCUUUGCGGAAUUUCAAAAAUCCAUUGACGUAACCCCCGAGAUGGCUCGCAACCUCAUCGAUGAGCUCAAGAAGAUCCACGUCGAGUACGUCGUGGCACCAUACGAGGCUGACUCGCAGCUCGUCUACCUCGAACGUCAAGGAAUCAUCGGUGGUAUCUUGUCAGAAGACUCUGAUCUACUGGUGUUUGGCUGCAAGCGACUGUUGACCAAGCUCGACCAGUACGGCAACUGCAUCGAAAUCAACCGCCGUGACUUUGCCGCCUGCCGAGAGGUGUCCCUUACUGGAUGGACAGACGCUGAGUUUCGACGCAUGGCCAUCUUGAGCGGCUGUGAUUACCUUGCCGGUGUUAGUAAUAUGGGCUUGAAGACGGCAUACCGCAUGGUUCGACAGCACAAGACACCUGAACGUCUCGUCCGCAUGAUGCAGUUCGAAGCAAAGCAUCGUGUGUCGGAGGACUAUCUUGCCAACUUUACCAAAGCCGAGCUGACAUUCUUGUACCAACGAGUCUACUGUCCCAAGAAGAAGGAGCUUGUUUUCUUGACAGAGCCAGAGGAAGGACAGGGUGUCAAUGAUAUGCCCUUCAUUGGCGCAUUUGUCGAGCCUACCAUUGCGAGGGGUGUAGCGACUGGACAUCUGAACCCAAUGACCAAGCUGCCCAUCAUCCCUGCUGCGAUGCCCGAGUCAAAGCGUCGCCACUCUCAAACGGUUGCUCGCCCUACAGCCUCCCCUAUCGCCUCGACAGCUGCGAUGGCAGCCUCUCGUACCGGGAGCCACACGCCGACGAAGCCGAUUGACACUUAUUUCAAGAACCGUGGGCGGAUUCCCAUGGGCGCCAUGGAUCCCAACUGCUUCUCUGUCGACCCGCAGCGAGUCGCUGCACUCACCCAGAACGGCCUUGUGCCCCGCGUUUUCCCAUUGCCUCGACCGUACCUCGACGAGGCUACAACUCGCGCUGCUGCUCCCAGCACCCGGCGAGUGCAGUCUGCCACCACUUCAACGUCUCCAAGAGCAUUGCGCAGACGCAGCGAACCGGCGGGGGCUCUACUUUCACGAGCCAGCAGCAGUUCAUCCGAACCCUCUCGUCGCCAGAGCUCUAUCAUCCCUCCCACGACUGCUGCAGAGAUUGAUGCGUUGAUGAUGGGAACGACGCAAGGCCCACCUAAGAAGGCCCGUCUCUGCUCCGACAAGGAUGUUGGCCAAUGUGCUCCCGAGGCAGGACAUCGGAGCAAGUUCUUCCCCAAAAUCGAGAAGAAGGCAGCGCCAAUGGACUCGUACUUGUUCUCGGACGAUUCGAUCGACGAGGCUUUGAUGAACCUACCAGAUAUCGACGGAUGGCGAGUACCAUCUAAACCCCAACGGUCCAUUACCGUUUUUGAGGAAUCCCCAUCACAGUCCUCGGACGCAACAACUAUGAAAGAUAGCCAGUUCAGCACCCGGGACGACGAACUCACAAACACGCAAACAAGCACAGCUGAAGCCUUUGUGGUCGAAACACAGGAUGAGAGCCAAGGCCAGAGCCUCAUUCCCGAGCCACCCAAAAGCACUCCGCUUCGUUCGCUACAGUCAUUCGCCUACAACCAGACACGUUCAGCCGCGACCAUCGGCUCGCCCGCGUCGGUCAGGUCGCAAGCAGCAUCUGUCUUUACACCGUCGACCGGGGCACCAUCGACUGCCGCCUCUUCUGUUGCCUUUUCGGCGACACAAUCUACCACCCAGCCCUCUAUCACCCAGGCUUUGAAGAAGCAACAUUUGACGCCACUCCAACGCAUUGGCGAGCGCGCCCUCUCCCGCAAACAGAUGACACACAACCGGCCUCGAUCGCCAAAGGCUAGCCCUAAGAGGCGCAACCAGCGAAACAGCGUGAUGGCAUUGCCUGUCAAUCCUUCUUUCGUCCCUCUGCCCAAGGUUGAUCUCGAUGAGGUUGAGGCUCUCAACAGGCCAGUGGGUAGUGAAGACAUGAUACCUGAUAGCGACGAGGAGAAUGAUCUGGACGACGAGAAGGAUGGCGGCAUCGUGGGUGACGAAAACAGCGGCAACGCAAGCCUAAACCUCUCACGGUUCUUGAAGCGAAAGGCCGCUGAGGCGACGAUCCCCUCCCAGCCUGCUGUAGCACCACCCAGUAAGAGGAUCGCCUCAGCUGCCACGCUGCAACCACAAGCCCCGCCAACACCCGCCACCAACGGCAUGGAUUCCGAGGAAGACUUCAUGUCUGCCAUGUCGAGUGAUGAGGAGAUGCAGGAGUUCUCCGACGACAACGAUAACUUCGAAGAUGAGUUUGACGAAGAAGACCCCGACUUUGGCGUAAGCCAAGACGCCGAGAACAAGAAGAAGGUUGCCUACGAUAUAUCCUACAAGGUGUAUGAGCCUACGGACAUUCAACGACAACAAGAUGACAUGAUCGACGAGGUCAACAUGAUCCUAAAUCUUCGCAAGGAAGAUGUGGCCAUCUUGUUACGACACUUCCGCUGGAACAAGGAAAGAUUGAUCGAGGACUACAUGGACAGGCCGAACAAGGUUCUCGAAGCGGCAGGACUUGGCACAAACGUAACUGGCCCUCCACGACUCGAAACCAUACCCGGAUUCAUGUGCGACAUCUGCUGUGAGGAUGAUGCCGACCUUGAGACAUUCGCCAUGAAGUGCGGUCACCGAUACUGCGUCGCUUGCUACCGACACUACCUGAACCAGAAGAUCAGGGAGGAGGGCGAGGCGGCGCGCAUCCAGUGCCCCGCUGACCGUUGCGGUCGGAUUCUCGACUCCAAGUCGCUCGACAUUCUCGUGACGGCCGAACUGAGCGGGCGGUAUAAGGAACUGCUGAACAGGACCUAUGUGGAAGACAAGGAUGCUCUCAAGUGGUGCCCAGCACCAGACUGCGUCAACGCCGUUGAGUGCGGCGUCAAGAAGAAGGAUCUCGACAAGGUAGUGCCCACGGUUGCCUGCGCCUGUGGCCACCGGUUCUGCUUCGGCUGCAUCCUGACUGAUCACCAGCCGGCCCCCUGCAGCCUGGUCAAGCUGUGGCUGAAGAAGUGCGCAGACGAUUCGGAAACGGCAAACUGGAUAUCGGCCAACACAAAGGAGUGCCCCCGCUGUAACAGCACCAUCGAGAAGAACGGAGGCUGCAACCACAUGACGUGCAGGAAGUGCAAGCACGAGUUCUGCUGGAUGUGCAUGGGUCUGUGGUCCGAACACGGCACGAGCUGGUACAACUGCAACCGCUUUGAAGAGAAGAGCGGCACCGAUGCCCGUGAUGCGCAGGCCAAGUCACGCGUGUCGCUAGAGCGCUACCUCCACUACUACAACCGCUAUGCGAACCAUGAGCAGUCGGCCAAGCUCGACAAGGACAUUUACCACAAGACGGAAAAGAAGAUGGUGCAGCUGCAGAAGGAGUCUGGCAUGUCAUGGAUCGAGGUCCAAUAUCUCAACUCGGCGUCCCAGACGCUCCAGACGUGCCGCCAAACACUGAAGUGGACCUACGCCUUUGCUUUCUAUCUCGCGCGCAACAACCUGACGGCCAUCUUUGAGGACAACCAAAAGGAUCUUGAAAUGGCAGUGGAAGCUCUCUCAGAAAUGUUUGAAAAGCCAGUCACGGAUCUCGCCGACCGCAAGCUCAAGGUUGAUAUUCUCGACAAGACGUCAUACUGUAACAAGCGCCGAAUCAUCCUGCUCGAGACGACAGCGGAGAACCUUGCUAGUGGUGGCUGGGAUUUCAUCGUUGAUCUCAACCCGAAGGGAGCCUCUGCCGCCGCAGCCAACACCCGCGGUUAG